This is a messenger RNA of Chara braunii, 1163 nucleotides long. NCBI's taxonomy places the organism in Eukaryota, Viridiplantae, Streptophyta, Charophyceae, Charales, Characeae. The record is from the annotation of a GenBank genome assembly.
GGUGGCGGCGCAGUGCGUGCGGUGGUUCGGCUGAGUGGAGUUCCAAGGAGGGGAGGGAGAAGAGGAGGAGAGGACGAAGAGAAGGCGAUGACUAUGAUGGCGAUGACGGCGAUCACAUGCACUGGGAUGAGGGCUGUUCAAGGGAGCGGGCUGUUUCCCAUCGAGCCAGCUAGAAUGGGCAAACGCCAUAGCUGGUCGACUGCUUCCAGCUCUUGUAGACACAACGGUACUGACCAUCUUUUCGCAUACCAUAACAGGCAGCCGUCAUCGUCGAGGUUUUUGUCAUGUAGGUCGUCGUUGUUGGGAGAAACAACGACACCAAAACUCCCCCUCCUGGGAUGCCUUCAUGGGCAAGCUGGGCUGUGCAGAAGUCAUGGCAGGAGGUAUUACGAUAAAAUCAGCACCAAAAUUUCCAUAUCCUUAACAGGAAGAAAGACUACGUCUACAUGUCGUCCACGAUAUCCCAUGAGGGCAACACCAGGUUCGCAGUCAACAGGUGGGUUGACAGAGAAUGGGGAAGAAAUUAUGAGCAACAAAAAGCAAGGAAAAGGUCAGCUCGGUGAUGUGAUGCUGGAGGAUGCACAACAGGCGUCUGCGCAGGCGGCGGAGGAGGAGGAGGAGAAGGAGGAGGAGGAGGAGGAGGAGGAGGAAACUGACUCAUUUGUCAAGUUCAUGUUUGAGCCAUUCCCCAGAGCAAAUGAAGAAGACGACUCUGGAGGGCUGCUGGACACUGUAUUUGAUGAAAUUGGGAAAAUAUUUUCGGGUGCGGAUGAUGAACGAAGCAAGGCUAUGCGGAACGUUGCUUUCUGGGUUGGAGCGGCGGCUGCUUUUGGCGCUCUCAUCGGUGUGGGCGAAGGGUGGAACAAGGCUUCGGAGUUUUAUGCCGGGUAGCGCCGAACCCCAACAUACCACAUGUCUGUCCAAUUUGCAAAUCGUUGUCUUUUGGAGCCCUUCCCUGCCUUUAUCCUUCUUCGCCUCCCUCUCCCCUCUCUUUCCCAUGUUGCUCUUUGUCCUCAAACCAUCCUGAAGGCCAUGUCCAGAUGUGUGGGGAAUGUGUGGAUGAUAGCCUGUAUUGCUGUGUGCUGUGAUGACAUUAAUGAUUAACAUCAUUAAUGAUUAACCUCAAUUCUUUCAAAAUUUUCUAAUGAAUUGAAAUUUGACAU